GCCCAUAUUUGUUCAUAAAAAAAGUCAGGCCCAAACAAAACCCUAAUACCAGAAAACCCUUUGCUUAUAUACGUAACCAAACAAGAGAAUGAAGGUUGAGAGAGACAGAGAUGUCGAAGAGAGGUCGUGGAGGAUCUGCGGGAAACAAGUUCCGUAUGUCACUGGGUCUUCCAGUGGCAGCUACGGUGAAUUGCGCUGACAAUACUGGUGCAAAGAAUCUCUACAUCAUUUCAGUGAAAGGAAUCAAGGGACGAUUGAACCGUCUUCCUUCAGCAUGCGUUGGUGACAUGGUCAUGGCUACUGUCAAGAAGGGAAAACCUGAUCUCAGAAAGAAGGUUUUGCCUGCCGUUAUCGUUCGUCAGCGUAAGCCUUGGCGCCGAAAGGAUGGUGUCUUCAUGUACUUUGAAGAUAAUGCUGGUGUUAUUGUGAAUCCAAAGGGUGAAAUGAAAGGUUCUGCUAUCACUGGUCCAAUUGGUAAGGAGUGUGCUGAUCUUUGGCCUAGGAUUGCCAGUGCUGCCAAUGCCAUUGUAUGAUUGGAGAAUCUGUUCCAAUGAGCUUAUGUAUCUGUUUUGAGAACUUGAGUUUGUCUAGGAUUUUGGUUUUGCUUAAAUUUGUCACUGUUUUUUCUUUCUUAGACUUAACUUCAAGUAUCUUUUUGAGAUCAUAUUAUUUUCAUUUGUAUCCGAGAUUGGUUUUUGAUACUCUGCUAUUUUCUAUUAUGAUGAUAUACAUUAUUUUAUCUUUGUAUCA
Cicer arietinum (chickpea) is the source of this 750-nucleotide messenger RNA. Its product is annotated as large ribosomal subunit protein uL14x/uL14z/uL14y. Gene Ontology annotation, molecular function: large ribosomal subunit rRNA binding; structural constituent of ribosome. Gene Ontology annotation, biological process: translation. The record is from RefSeq and is a predicted model, not a curated record. Lineage: Eukaryota; Viridiplantae; Streptophyta; Magnoliopsida; Fabales; Fabaceae. Gene Ontology annotation, cellular component: ribosome; cytosolic large ribosomal subunit.